Geosmithia morbida is the source of this 1242-nucleotide messenger RNA. RefSeq names its product V-type H+-transporting ATPase 16kDa proteolipid subunit. The record is from RefSeq and is a predicted model, not a curated record. The transcript has 2 exons. Bases 1 to 1242 code for a protein of 413 amino acids. NCBI's taxonomy places the organism in Eukaryota, Fungi, Ascomycota, Sordariomycetes, Hypocreales, Bionectriaceae.
AUGGGCGCUUCUCUCAUCAAGAAGCUAAGGGAGCUGUGCCAGGUUGUCAGCUCCGAGGGCCAGGGACACAAUGCCGCUGUAAUCCUGGCGAGUCCUGGACUCACAAACAUCGUGGUGGACAAUGAAGCCUUCACCCAGGAGCUCGUCUCUUGGCUAGGUGAGCAUGAGGGUGGCCAGUUUCAUCUGCUCUCGGCCAUUGUUGAUGGCAUUCCCGCUUCACUGUCGUCCAAGAAGACUCCAUCCGAGGGCAUUGCAGUCCUGCGGGGCCCCUCAGACGUGAUACUCCCCCAAUUGGGGAAUCCUGAAUUCCUCAGAGACAGGCGCGAUCACGACACGGUGGGAGCCCUGAGUUUCAGCGGCCUUGGCGACCCAUCAUCGUCAACCAUUGCCGUGCCUCUGACGCGCACGAUCUUCCACAACGCCAGGCCGUCAACAUUGAUCGCCUCUCGCUUCGACCUGACUACGCCGGGAACCCCUCGGUUGAUUGAGAGCGGCGAAGCUGUGAGGCAACACAUCAAUCUGGCGGAUUCAACUGUUUCUGGCGGGAAGUCCUCUAGACGGCAACCUCAUCUAUGGCUGCCUCUAACGUCGGUGAGCUCAUCGAGAAAGGUGACGGAGAGCUUUGGCAAUAUCCUCCGACGACUUGACCACGACGGGAAAUCAUCACCAGCAUCUUCGGAACUCGAGGCCAACAUAGGAACUAUCCGCAAAGCCAUUCUGGAUGCCUCGCCGGAGGUUGAGACGGCUCUCCCCGGGGUAUGGGCCGUGGUCGACCCCACACCUGGAGAGACCAUCAACUUCAGAAACUGGCAGAUCGACCACCCCAGAGACGUAGAUAUGGUGAGUGGUGGUGGCGGUUGGGGAGAUAAGGCAGGUCUCCUUUCACUCGACCCAGAAACGUCGCCCUUUGCAGCCUCGGAGGAGGAGAAUAUGCGCAACCUGUUUGGCAUCGGAGGCGCAUCCGACUACGCCCCUGUGGGGUCCGAGGUGCAGUUCUUCGUCCCCGAUCUCGUGGCCGGCGAGAGCCAUCCCCACGACAGCCACGGCCUCUUAUUUGGCGUAUCCCGGUACGACCCCGGGACGACGACAGCCGCCGAGCCCUUGGUAGACCAGCAGGAGGCGGAUAUCGCCGUGACGCCUGGCCGAUUUGGCGUGCUCUGUGAAGAAGGCAUAUACGUCUCGGGCGAGGAUGCCCGGCCAUUCAAGCUUAGCGUGCCAGGUUCACUCGUGAGCAUCCCCUAA